This is a messenger RNA of Fukomys damarensis (Damara mole-rat), 1099 nucleotides long. RefSeq names its product FXYD domain containing ion transport regulator 5 (gene Fxyd5). The record is from RefSeq and is a predicted model, not a curated record. Gene Ontology annotation, biological process: regulation of sodium ion transmembrane transporter activity. Bases 118 to 990 code for a protein of 290 amino acids. NCBI's taxonomy places the organism in Eukaryota, Metazoa, Chordata, Mammalia, Rodentia, Bathyergidae. The transcript has 9 exons. Gene Ontology annotation, molecular function: sodium channel regulator activity. Gene Ontology annotation, cellular component: membrane.
GGGGGAAGCCCUCCUCUGCUCUGCCCAGAGUCCCUCUUCCCUCCCUGCCAGCCCGUGCGAGGGUCGUGCGUGGCUGGAGGAGCAGUGCGGGGCGGGGCGUCUGUGCCCUUGGCAUCAAUGGGUCGCAGGUGGGCCCGUGGCCUCUUGUUUUUAGAGAUCUACAGGAAGAGGAAGGGGUGGAGGCUCGGGAUCUCCACCUCUGAGACUCACGCUCUGCCCCCAAAGGCUGCUUUUGGUCAGCCCUGGAAGCGAGGGGGCCCUAGAGCCAGAGGUGUCAGCUUCGGGAAGGAGGGUUCCAGCGGCGGCACCUCCAGGGGUACCCCAGGCCAGCCGCACCUACUCCUGCUCUUGCUCACCCCGCAGAUGUUGCCCUCCGGUCGCCUGUGUCUCCUCACCAUCCUUGGCCUGAUGGUGCCCACUACAGGACACAGAUUGGAGAAUGUCACAUCCCUUUCUGCGGUGGAUCCAACUACUGUGAACACUCACGUUUUAACACAAGUGUCAGAUGCAGCCCGCCUAGAAGUCCAGUCCACUCCUCCGACCUCCACCGAGCCUGCUGAUGCCAAGGAAACAGAGACUCAGAGAAACUUCCCUGAGACCCCACAGCAAGCUGGGCACACAGCUGAGUUGGAGACGGAGACCCAGCAACUGACAGGAACAGCCACUCACUCUGCCCAUCCCAAUGAAGCUACCACCACCCUCUACCACAGAUCGAAGCCAGACAGACACCCCCAGACGGGUGACAACCACAACCCCGAGCCACCUGGUCCAGAUGAGGACAGCCCCUUCUACUAUGAUGAGCCCACUCUCCGGAAACGGGGGCUGCUGGUGGCGGCUGUGCUGUUCAUCACAGGCAUCGUCAUUCUCACCAGUGGCAAAUGUAGGCAGUGGUCCCGAUUAUGCCGGAAGCAGGGCAGAGCCUACAGCGUGGUCAAUACCGGAAGUCAGGAGAGAGAAGGCGCAGCUGGAUGGCAGCCAUACACGGACUGACAGCCAGUCCCCACCUCCCCACCCUGCCCUCCCCUGAGGGCUGCCAGCUCCCUGGGCCUGGCUCAGAGAAGUAAAGUGCUGUGAGAUCCUUCUUCCCCUGUGGCCUCUG